GCCGAGGAAUGCUCGUGUGGCCGACGAGGUGGAUUGUUUCUAUCCCCCUCGCUAGUUUCUGAUCCUGAAUUAGGGUUAGGGUUUUUAUUCGAUUCACCAUGGCCGGUCCUGAAGCUGAGUUUCGUGUAUUCGUCGGCGGCCUCGCCUGGGCUACCGACGAGAGGAUUCUGGAGGAUGCUUUCAAAAGUUUUGGCGAGGUCAUCGACACCAAGAUCAUCAACGAUCGGGAGACGGGUAGGUCGAGAGGGUUCGGCUUCGUUACCUUCGCGACCGAACAGUCGAUGAGGGACGCAAUCAAGGGGAUGGACGGUCAGUUGUUGGACGGAAGGAACAUAACUGUCAACGAGGCUCAGUCCCGAGGAGGAGGCGGUGGCCGCAGCGGUGGCGGUGGCGGUGGGUACCAGAACCGUGAUGGCGGAUUUGGUGGCGGUUACGGCGGCGGUGGGUACCAGAACCGUGACGGAGGUUAUAGUGGCGGAGGUUACAACCGUGGCGGCGGCGGCGGAGGUGGUGGCUAUGGGCGUGGCCGUGGCUAUGGCGGCGGCGGAUCUCGCUAUCCAAGGAACGGCGGUGAUUCCGACGGCAACUGGAGGAAUUGAGAUGCCUUUGUAGGUUAGGAUCCGUGGGCUAUCUUCUUCUAGUCUGUCCGUUGUCUUUAUUUGCUUGUGCUAGCCUUUUUUGAUCGCGAUCUAUCUGAGUGUUAGAGGUAAAAUUUAAGGUUUUGUUCGUGUUUCAUGUUGUGGGAUAGAGAGAUCAAAGCAUACGGAAGAAGUUGUAUUUGCUUCUUGUUUUGCUGAUUGAUUUGUUCUCUUCUUACUCGUUACUGUUUUAAUCUGAUAUGCAAACUGUACCAUGGAUCUAAUUUUCUCA
Messenger RNA from Dendrobium catenatum, 870 nucleotides. Its product is annotated as glycine-rich RNA-binding protein 2. Gene Ontology annotation, molecular function: RNA binding. The record is from RefSeq and is a predicted model, not a curated record. The coding region runs from base 99 to 599 and encodes 166 amino acids. Lineage: Eukaryota; Viridiplantae; Streptophyta; Magnoliopsida; Asparagales; Orchidaceae. The transcript has 2 exons.